Messenger RNA from Exophiala oligosperma, 2775 nucleotides. RefSeq lists its product as uncharacterized. The transcript is spliced from 5 exons. NCBI's taxonomy places the organism in Eukaryota, Fungi, Ascomycota, Eurotiomycetes, Chaetothyriales, Herpotrichiellaceae. The record is from RefSeq and is a predicted model, not a curated record. Bases 134 to 2107 code for a protein of 657 amino acids. Gene Ontology annotation, cellular component: nucleus. Gene Ontology annotation, biological process: DNA-templated transcription. Gene Ontology annotation, molecular function: DNA binding; zinc ion binding; DNA-binding transcription factor activity, RNA polymerase II-specific.
CGCGAACCAGAUUCAACAAGAGACUGAGGGCCAUUGCACCGGCCACGGCAUGUUUUCGACCUACAAGGACGUUUGGUUCUCGACACGAUUCUGAUGUCUAACGAGUUUCUGCAAAGUCGAUGCCAGGUUGGGAAUGGCAUCGUUUAUCACAGCCUCAAGCGAUAUCGCACCCGCCAGAAAAUAUCGGUCCAGGAAACAAAAGCCCUGUGAUAACUGUCGGCGACGUCGGGUCUGUUGCGUUCGAGACGCAGAAGGAGCAUGCGCCUUGUGCAGUCGAUCCUCAAUACCAUGCACCUUCAACUCCAAACCCUCUCCGCGCAAACGGCCAGAUCGAACCACCACAACGACCAGGGACGCAAUUCCACAAGCGGAACCUGACUCUGUCCCAGGCGAGUCUCCCCGGCUCACUACGGAGCGAGGGGCUCUCGAGAAUCCGCCCAGGUCAAUCGCUUCAACCACGCACUCUGGCCAGAAGCGUGGGGUAGAUGGGAAAUAUAUCGGACUCACCGGUACAGAGGAUGUCUACUUUGUAGUGGAUCGUUUGCAAGGUUUGGGAAAUGACCCUGCGCAUGAAGCCUACUUCAGGGUAUGGACCCAACCUUUACCCAAGACUGCGAAAUCAUUGAAUCAGACUGACUACCAUCUGGAUGUGCAGGAACGAUCAGCCUCCACUCAAUCGUAUUCGUCCGAGACUUCCAACCAUCAUGCUAGCUCGAUCGAGCCGAAUUUUCCUUUGGCCAGGUCAAUUUUUUUCGAGCAGUCGCAUCCAGCGUACCCAUUACUAGAUGCACAGCUGGCUCAGAGCGAUAAGCAGCCUCGGCUCCUAGCCAUAGCCAUAGCCAUCAUCUCGAAAUACACGUCACCUGAGUUGGCCGGCCUAGACAACAACGUCCUCAUUGAAGAAUUCACUUCAUCUUUGCUUCUUGAAGCACGAUCUCCGACUCUUGAGACAGUUGAGGCUGCGGUUCUAUUCACCCAGAGAGCGCUCAGGGGCAAAAUGAGUACCACCGCCCCAGGCAUAUGGGCCGUCAUUGGGACGAUUGUCGGAAUGAGCCACGAUUUAGGUCUCAACAUUGACUGUUCGAUGUGGAGCAUCUCAGCAGCGGCAAAGCGAAGGCGGAGGAGGAUCUGGUGGGCUGUAUAUAUGCAAGACAAGUGGUUCGCUCUGGCUCUCGGGCGGCCUUCAUAUUUGGAUGACGCGAACACGACUACGCUCAUGCUGACAGCCGCAGAUUUUGAGGAUUGCAGCUUAGACUCAGCCGAAGACCAGCUUAGGAGGCCUGAGCUGGUUACGGGUGUACACUGUUUUGUUGCUAUGGCUGAAUUAACGACCAUCCUCAAAGAGGUCCUGGCCGCUUUUUUCACCCUAAGCUCGGUGGUCCGGCUCCGAGAAGCUACUGGCGAACAUAUCUGUGACAUCGCUGAAAGGAUCGAGGCGAAGUUGGAUAAUUGGCGUGCGACUUUUCUCGACCAAAUCCUCAUCCACCGUACUUUUCCUGAUGUAACAGGUAGCCUAGAAAUCGCGUUCCUAACGGUUCGAGUGAUGCUCCUUCGAGGCAUCUUCCCAAAGUUGUAUCGGCGAAACCUUCCUCUCGACGUUCAGGUUAACCGUGGCGUCGACAUCACCUCUCGUACGAUCACACUAGUUGAGACAUUGCAAAUAAACCGUCUUAGCGCAUUCUGGUGGUCCUAUUCUGGUUUCAACUUUACACUCAUUGGUACCUGCAUGGCAAGCCUCAAGAGACUCUCAGCCGACACAAUACGUGCCAGAUAUUGGGAUGAGAGGCUAGCGUACUAUCGUAAGUUGCUUGCCGCCCAUGGUGUGAGCUUUUGGCCUGCAAGAUUUGCUGCAUCCGCUUUGGGCUUGAUGACAAAGAAUUUGACAAAAUCUACCGACGUUAUGCCUGAAGAUGCCGCCGGGGAAGGGCCUAAAAGUAACGACGAGUCAAGUGUUGGGCUCUUCAACACAUUUACUUCUCCCGAAACAUCGUGGUCGGGUUUUUCGUACGAUUUCUUCCCUCAUACCCUCACCGAGCACUUGAAUGAUGCAGACUUCUCCGCAGACUGGACUUCCAUCGGUGGAUCCAACGGCUUUCAAUGGCAAUGACUGAGAUUUGAUUGAUCUUCUUCCGUACGGCAGUACCGAGAUCUCAUAUCUCAUCUGUCAGGUCAGCCGAUACGCCGAUUUCGUCACUCUGCAGUGCUACCUAUCGCCUGACGGCCUCUCCUUAAGCGCGGCAACUGGACGGGGAUAAGUAGGACGAUCAUCACUACGGAAGCCGCUACCGCACACAAAAAUGAUGUUUUGAGGGAGGCGGCGUAAGCGUCCGUCACUGGGUAGCGUUAGUGAAAGAAACCGAUAAACGUGGUACGGCAAAUGUCAACUUACCUCGGUCUCUCAAGGGCUGCGGGAGCAGCUUUAUGGACUCGACAGAUGAGCGCACCCUCUCGAUAAGGUCCUCAUUUCUCCCGUCCUUUACCAUGCGUCUCAGAUGAACAUUUAAGCUGUUCUGGAAAACCAAGCUCGAGACAGCCACACCCAGUACAAUUCCGAAAUUUCUCCAUAGGCCAAUGGUCGUGGUGACCACUGCUUGUUGCGCUUGCUCAGAGACGGCAAGAGCACUCAUCAUAGUGUUUGGGAAAACAAAACCCUGUCCCAAUGGCACUCCGGUGAUAAGAAGAAGGGUCAGGGUCGGCGACGUAUGUUUACUAAUCGCACAAGUCGCCACAGACCCGAGCAGGUAUACAGCUGCACCAGCAACUAGCGUUGGCUUG